GUAACAACACCAUCACCUACCUUCAACCUUCAACCUUCGUUACUAGUUCAGACUACCGGACGCCUGCGUCAACACACGACUGUACCGAUACAUUACUCCUUCUGUCGAUCAUGGCAUAUGCAGGACCUACCUCACUCAUCAUCGAAGACGUACCACUCGACCCCAUCACUUCCUUGGGCGACAUUGAGCGACAUUUUACUGGCGCCGAGGGCUACAUUGGAGCAAAGAUUUCAAACACUCGUUUGAACAGCACCGCUAGGAUCGUGCAGAACUUCGUCUUUGAAUUCUCCUCAGCCGCGGACGCAGCCCAGGCCUUUCAAUCACGUAGGAUCAUCACAGUUGCUGACCGCGCGUAUACUGUCAUACCGAACGGCGGCUUUUUUGAUGCCGAGCGCCAUGUCGAAGACAACGUGCAGCCAAACCAGGACCAGCCCAACGCGGGUAAUGUUAAGAAAGAACCCACAGAUGCUCUUAAAUGUAGGAUCUGCAUGACGGAGUUUCAGGAUUCAGCCCGUGUAGUUCCGUGUCUACAGUGUAAAGCCCCGCGUUGCCAUGAUUGUUUGAAGGCCGAUUUCAAGGCAGCCAUGGAGGACAUGGACAGGAUGCCACUCAGAUGCUGCGAAAAGGUCAUUCACUUCGACACUGCCCGCGGAAUUCUGUCUCCGGCCGAUCUCGAAGCCUACAAGUCCAGGUUUGACGAGCUCAACACCAUAAAUCCUCUCUACUGUCCGGUUCCGAAAUGCUCAAAGUUUCUAUCUCCUAGAACAUUCGAUGGAAAAAGUUCCGAGGUCACCUGUCCUGCUUGCGAUACCAGGGUGUGCACAAAUUGCAAACAGAUUGCCAACGAAGGACACUCUUGUUCAGGGGAUUUCGGGCGCGAACUUAUACUUGGCAUCUUCUCGUACAAGACCUGCCCAAAGUGCGGAAUGGGGGUGGCAAAAAUGUUCGGCUGUCCACACAUAAGGUGUAGGUGCGGUGCACACUGGUGCUGGGACUGUCAACGCCCUUUGUACGCUUGCUACGAGAGACCUUGUCGCACAGCCCGAGAAAACGGCAAUGGUCCCCAAGAAGACUCCGAGGUUGAGGCCGAUACCAAUCUUGAUGACGACGAUGAGCCCGAACCUGAGGGACCCAAUGUGUCACGAGAUCAAGAAGCCAAUGAAGCCAUCACUGAUGGGGCCCAUACCCACAGAGACUUUGACUCGGUCCACAAUGGCCUUGAGCAGUCUUCCGAACCGGCAGACAACCCAGGAUUCGCAGCGCUACUAAUAGCGAUAGACAUACGCGACGUUCAGUCAGACACAGCAAAGGAAGAGAGCGGUGAGCAGGGAGGAGCCCAGGACAUCGCCGCCCAUGUCGCCUGUGGAGAUGGUGGUCCCACGACGGUUCCGGGUGGUGGUCCAUCUGCAAGCGACGGCAUACACCAUACAGUUGUCGUCGUGGGACCAAACGGUGGUGGACGUGGCAAUAACACCAUCAUGGCCAACGAGGCCCUCCAACCACAGACACAAGCGACCGCCGGAACGUCAAACACGCAGGAACCUGCAUCUUCUGAUGCUAUAUCACCGUCACUUCCCGAAUUCGAUGACAACGCGACUCCAGAUUUGGACGACCCUGACUUGGAAGAUUGGGAGGAAGACUUUGAUCUCGGGAACGAGCCUCGGGACGAGCAAUGGGACGUCUGGGGCUGUAGGCACCGCUUUCAAACCUUCAGCACUGCUGGGAUUCCCGAUUUCUGGCUGGUCGGGGUCGAUGCCCGCAAGGACGACCGAGUCGAGAUCGAAUGCAUGUCAUGUUUUAAGAAAGUGGCCGUCUUGAAGGAUGAUUGCGGGUCGAAGUCGGAUGGUAGCAGCAGCCCCCCAGAAACUCAAGACCAGCCCGGUGUCGUCGUCCAAGUCAAAAAGUCGGGCACGUGGAAGUGCAAACUGUGUGGAGUCAUCUACUGUAAGCGGUGCGUAAAGGUGGCGAAGAAGCGUAUCAUGCGUGAACGGAUCUCUGCAGAUCAGUGA
This is a messenger RNA of Exophiala oligosperma, 2009 nucleotides long. RefSeq lists its product as uncharacterized. Lineage: Eukaryota; Fungi; Ascomycota; Eurotiomycetes; Chaetothyriales; Herpotrichiellaceae. The transcript has a single exon. The record is from RefSeq and is a predicted model, not a curated record. The coding region runs from base 111 to 2009 and encodes 632 amino acids. Gene Ontology annotation, biological process: protein polyubiquitination; positive regulation of proteasomal ubiquitin-dependent protein catabolic process; ubiquitin-dependent protein catabolic process. Gene Ontology annotation, molecular function: ubiquitin protein ligase activity; zinc ion binding; ubiquitin conjugating enzyme binding. Gene Ontology annotation, cellular component: ubiquitin ligase complex; cytoplasm.